This is a messenger RNA of Pelodiscus sinensis (Chinese soft-shelled turtle), 435 nucleotides long. The record is from RefSeq and is a predicted model, not a curated record. NCBI's taxonomy places the organism in Eukaryota, Metazoa, Chordata, Testudines, Trionychidae.
AUGUCCCGAGGGGCCCUGGGCUCACCCCAGCCCCUCUCCCCGGUUGCUGCCCCCUGCUCCCCAGGACACGAGUACGCCCAGGAGUGCCUGAUGUUCGCCAGCCUGCUGGAGCCGGAGAACCCGGUGCUGGAGCAGAAGCUGCAGUGGGUGACGCAGCAGCGACUGGAGAAGAGGAGCACGUGCCCCUCCACCAUCAGGGAGGAGAAGGAGUACAACCCGUUCCUGCGGACCCACUGCCGGGAGCUGCACCGGGCCCUGGGCCUGCAGCCGCUGAGCAACGAGGACUGGGAGAGCUUCCGGGCGCGGGUGCUGAAGGAGAUCACUACUAGCGAUUUCGCACUGUGAGGCUUUAGCUGAGCCAGGCAGCACUGGAGGCAGUGGGUGUGGAGAGGGGCAGGAGGCAGGCUUCUGCUGUCCGUGUUCGUUCCCGGCGCU